Messenger RNA from Dinoponera quadriceps, 9914 nucleotides. RefSeq names its product endothelin-converting enzyme 1 (gene Nep3). The transcript has 14 exons. The record is from RefSeq and is a predicted model, not a curated record. Gene Ontology annotation, biological process: protein processing. The coding region runs from base 3249 to 5597 and encodes 782 amino acids. Gene Ontology annotation, cellular component: plasma membrane. NCBI's taxonomy places the organism in Eukaryota, Metazoa, Arthropoda, Insecta, Hymenoptera, Formicidae. Gene Ontology annotation, molecular function: metalloendopeptidase activity.
CUUCGGCGCGUCGCAUUUUGUGUUACAUCGCGCGCGCAAAUAGACAAAAUCCGAGGACGAGUGCGACACGCGUUCGCAAAAUUUCGCCCUGAGCAUAAUUUCGCGCUGAGGAUGAGCUCGCGAGUUAUCACGCUUCAGUAUUCGAACAAGCGCGAUUUUGAUGCUCUUCGCCGUGAACUCGGUCGGCGCGGCGCGUAUCGGAAACGCAUUUACGUCAAAUGUUUUUCUAUUGGAGAUUCUCCGGGAGGUUUCUUAUUGAGAGACCCAGUUUAUUUCAAGAAGUGAUUUUGCAAUCGUAACGAAAAUUGUCUAGAUACGAGAAAUUAGCUAAAAUAGAUAAACGUCUAGCAAACAUUUCAGUGUCACAUGUGUGUUGCAUCUAAUCGAUAUAAACGACAGAAUUUUUCUCUGAAUUAUUCGUCCACUUUAGCAAGAAAAUCUCUCUGUAAAGCUCAUCUUGGAUUAAGGCCAGUCAUAUUUUUUAUUAAUAAUUAGUAGCAGGACAUAAAUUUUCUUACACAUAUUGCUAAAAUGUUACUAUAAAUUAUAGCGCAGGUAAUUUUCUAACAGAUACAAAAGACAUCGAUACAUUUUACCUGUGACAUUCCAGGUAGAUCAGCAAAACAUUUCCCUGAAUGUUGGGUUGCAUCGAUCGGAAAACAGGUAGUCAAACGGCGAUUUCGUUGAAGGAAACCAAAUUCCUGGUCAUAAGAACUAAAUUUUGUUUUAUUCAACUUAAUUUGGCUCUUAUAGUAAGGAAUUUUAUUCCCUUCGACUAAAUUGCGUUUAUUAACCGUUUUCCAACUGAUGUAACCAAGCUGGUUUCUCAGUACUGUUUAUGCACUCUAUUGUUACGCAGAACGGCGGUAGUUUUUCCUCUGGUAACGUGCAAGUGAAAAAUAAGCUUCAUAAGUGAUAUACGACAAGUAGAAGAAGGCGGUGAAUGUAAAAACGAGAGGAAGAGAGAGAGCGACGGAAAGAGGGAGCCUGCCAUGACGUUGGCGGUCCCCGAAGCAGCAUGCGAUGUAUUUAUAAAUCUGUCAUCUGCUUUGGUUUACGAUGACGUGAAUGUUAUCAGAGAAUCUCGUCUUGAGCGAAGGCUGCGGUGAAAUGCGUCAACGCACGCACACUUUGACAGUCCGAUGCUGGCACGCGCCGCGUUCGGAUAUGAGUGGCACGUACCAGCCGCAAUAACACUCGGUACGAUAUUUCCGCGUUUCCUGCGAAACGUCGAGUAAGAUAUGCGAAUCCUCGCUGUUGAUAAGCGCGCGAGAGGGUCACACAGCGUCGAAUGACAAACGACUCCGCGGCGGUCCGAGCGGUGAUCCGAGAGGGCGGCGUAUUUUUAGUACGUUCUAAAACCGUAGCGCUGCCGAGAUUCGCGCCAAAUCUUCGCGAGCGGAUCCCACCCGACGAGCGAUUGAGCCGGCCGCGUGCGCGACUUUUGUACUCGCGAAAAUCGCGAUUUUCCGCAUUCGAGGUCGGUUUGUCGCGGCGCUCUUUUGUGCAAGUUGAAUUCUGGAGCGGAAACAACGACGGAGCAGCGGACGACAUCGAGAGGGCGACUUCGCGCGAAAGCUGAAAGCCGCGCGACGAUCGUUAGCGUGCCGGGCGCGCGCUCACGGACGAGUAACUCGCGAAUUGUGUGAAAACGCAAUCUUUCAUCAUCGCGCAUUUCGACGUAUUUCAUUGCGACCGGCGCCUAAUAGACUGCGUUUUUUUUCACGUGCCGGCGCGUCGCGACGAAGCGGCAGAGAGAGCAUCGCCGGUGCUUGAAUUGGGAUCAUUGCGUCUAUUAUAUUUCCGCUCGCGGCGCGUUGUGUUGCAAAAACAAAUGUUCGCGGCGCGGUCGACAAGCCACGGGUGUGAAGCGUGCGCGUCAUUCGCGCGGGAUUUCCCGGAGGAUCUUCCGCGCGAAGUGCUUCCGCACUUCCGCGAACGACGUUUUCUUAGGUCUUUCCGUCGCCGCACGGCGCCUGGCUUGCACCGAAGUUCCGGAACCGCGUUAAUUUUCCGCAUUUCCCGGAGAAGCUGUCAGAUCUCAAGUCGGAAUUUCCAGUUCCACAUUAAGUCCGUUUAAUUCCAUUUGGUCUUCAAGGAUCUUGUAUUGCGUUCCCUUUGACGUUACAAACGGGGAGUUAUUUCCGUUUUUUUUCCCACUCGAAGACUUAAUGUAGGAUUUGAGAUUUUCUCCCGAGAGCCCGAGUCGAAAUUUCAGUCCUGCUUGAAGUUUAAUUUAAAUCUACAUUAAGCGUUCGAAGGUCUUCUAUUGUGUUCCUUUGAUACUACAAAUGGGAAAGUAAUUUCCCAAUUUGCAGCAUCGAAAGAGUACGAUAGAUGUGGAACUAUUCAAAUUAGACUUAAAGUAGGAGGAAAUUUUCGACUCCGGGAGUUGCCUCGCUCCGUCAUUGCGUCGCGUUAGCGAUUCGCGGGAGAAUUAUGCGCAUUACGUAAAAGUUACGCGUCGCAGAUCAUCGGGUUUCAUGCGCCGUACAAGCGUCGCGCGUUUCGAGUAGGUGGGCAUUUCUCAUGGUAAUGUUGCGAACAAUUCCGCGGGUGAAGGGUGACGCGUCCCGCAUAAAAGCAAUUCAAAUCUAACGUUAACGACGCCCGUGGCAACACGUGGACGGUAAAGCCGUGAAUAAGACGAUUAAGAUACGCGGCGGAACGACGCGACUAUGAAUUAACGGUGAAGCGGCGGUGAAGAGGGAACGCUAACGAUCGCGAAUGAUCCGCCGCUGUGGGAUUAAUUCAAGUGUAAAAUUCUCUGUCUUGUGGAAAAAAAUGUCGCGAUAAGUUAAAGAACUCAGUUUCUUAUCGUUACGUAAAGGUAUACGCGCGCGCGGCCUUCUACCAUUGAAGAACUACACGCCUUAUCGCGUCCAUGUGUGACAAUCUAUAGAUGCCUGUAUAUCUUCGUUGUAUUCGCGUAUUUCGACGAAACGUUUCUAGGCACGUUAUUCCUGAGGAAUAUUUAAAACAUUUAACAGAAACAAAAGUCGAUCUUUUUGGAGUUCUAGACUGGAAUAUCUCCUUAAAUCUUAGAUCCAGACUUAGGCGAGGCUCAAGCUCGAUGUAUUACAUGUGAGUUAAAAUUGGAAAAAUACUAGUCAUGGAUGCGAGACUAGAGAUAUAUUGCGAAUAAACACGAGGACAAAAGCUAAUGAGGAGCUAAUGAAGAUUAUUAUCAUUACUGCUUUUAAUUAACUCCUCCUCUGUCCUCCGUCUCUUACAGUAUACAAAGCGAGAUGACGAGGUACAAACCGGCCGAAUUCGAGGAUGAGGAGAGCAGCAGCAUCGGCUCGGUCACCCUAAAUAGCGAAGGCAUCAGCACAUCCGCCACGCAUAUACGAUAUCAUUCGGCUCCGACGCUAUGGAAAGCAAGAAGUAUUUUGGAGAGAUGUCUUUUAAUAAUUUGCACUACUUUGCUAUUAAUAGUGAUGAUACUUAUCAGCGUGAUCAGCCACAGGUCUCGCUGGGACGAGGCGCAGAUCCUUCAUGUCACCUCUCACGGAGAAGAAGGCACGCAUUGUCUCACGGAACAUUGUGUAACGGUGGCGGCGUCCAUAAUCAAUAGUAUAGAUUACUCCAUUAACCCGUGCGACGACUUCUACGAGUACGCGUGCGGCGGUUGGCGCAAAAAAAAUCCCAUCCCAGACGGCAAGAGCGUUUGGGGCACGUUCGGCAAGCUGGAGCAAGAUAAUCAGCUGGUGGUGAAGAAUGUCCUCGAGAAGCCGUUCAGCGAGAUGAAGUCGAAGGCUGAGAAAAAGGCGAAGUUCUACUACAUGUCUUGUAUGGACGCGAACGAGACGAUCGAGACGCUCGGCGCCAAGCCGAUGAUGGAGCUGCUCGAGAACAUCGGUGGCUGGAACAUCUCCGGGAAAUUCAACGUGAGCACGUGGUCUUUGCAAAACAGCAUGCAUAUUCUGCAGAACGUUUACAACAUGGGCGGCUUGUUCUCCUGGGCUGUGAACGAGGACGACCGUAACAGCAGUAGAUAUAUAAUCCAAAUCGACCAAGGAGGCCUGACGCUGCCAACUGCGGACAACUAUCUUAACGUAACCGAACACAGCAAAGUCUUGGCCGCUUACUUAGACUAUAUGACAAGGAUCGGCGUGCUCUUAGGUGGCGAGGAAAACACCACGAGGAAACAGAUGCAAGAUAUCAUUGACUUUGAGACGAGACUCGCGGAGAUCACUACACCACCGGAGGAGCGCAGGGACGAGGAGAAGCUUUACAAUCUAAUGUCUCUGAGCGAACUGCAACGUAAAGCACCUUUCAUGUCGUGGGUGGAUUACUUCCAAAAUGCCACACGUCUCGUAAAUAAGAAGAUCAACAGCAAAGCGCAGAUUAUCAACUUUGCGCCGGAAUACUUUGCGAAGCUGACGAAGCUCGUGCAAGAGUAUAACAAGACGACCCACGGAAAAAUAAUACUGAAUAACUAUCUGGUUUGGCAGACCGUGAGGUCCUUGACGGCGUGCCUGUCGAAGCCGUUCCGCGACGCUUACAAGGGCCUGCGAAAAGCUCUGAUCGGUUCGGAGGGUAAUGAGGAGCAGUGGCGUUACUGCGUAAGCGAUGUCAAUAACGCCAUGGGUUUCGCGAUCGGCGCGAUGUUCGUCCGAGAGGUGUUUCACGGCAAGAGUAAACCCAUGGCGGAAGAGAUGAUCGACCUGAUCCGCAGAGCGUUCACGAAGAACCUGAAGAAUCUCGACUGGAUGGACGCGGAGACGAGGAGCUCCGCCGAGGAGAAAGCGAACGCGAUCACCGACAUGAUCGGCUUCCCGGAUUUCAUAUUACGGCCCAGCGAGCUUGACGAGCGUUACCGGGACCUUUCUAUCAAGUCAUACGAGUACUUUCAGAACAAUCUGCGCGUGAAUAAGUUCAAUCUGCGCAAGAACCUCGAGAAGCUCGAUCAGGUGGUGAAUAAGAGCUCUUGGAUAAUGACGCCGCCGACCGUGAACGCUUAUUACACGCCUACGAAGAAUCAAAUCGUCUUCCCCGCCGGCAUUCUUCAGAGCCCGUUCUACGACAUGGAGAAUCCUAACAGCCUGAACUUCGGCGGCAUCGGAGUGGUCAUGGGGCACGAACUCACGCACGCUUUCGACGAUCAAGUAACAUAUCGGAUUCGAACAGGUCGGGAGUACGAUUUGCACGGGAACCUGCAUCAGUGGUGGAACGACGCUACGAUAGAAAAGUUCAAAGGUAGAACCGAGUGUUUCGUGAAACAAUACGACGCAUACGAAGUGCAAGGUCGACAUGUGAACGGCCGGCAGACGUUGGGUGAGAAUAUCGCCGACAACGGGGGCCUUAAGGCGGCGUUUCACGCAUACCGGGAGAUGUCUACGAACUACAAGGAUCAACUGCCUCUGCCUGGUCUCAACUUAACGCAUCGUCAACUGUUCUUCCUGAAUUUCGCACAGGUCUGGUGCUCCGCUAUAACGCCCGAGGCAGUGACUCUACAGAUCGAGAAGGAUUCUCACACUCCGCCGAAAUACAGGGUGAUAGGACCACUUUCGAAUCUGCCGGAGUUCGCGGCGGAAUUCAACUGCCCCAAGGACUCGAAGAUGAAUCCGGUUCACAAAUGUGAGGUGUGGUAACCUCGUGUUUCUCUUGACUGAUUGAUGGACAAUUCGGUUGGACUCGGUUUCCAAUAUCGCGGCGGACCAACCGUCGAAGCUUCUACGUGCCAUUUGCGUAAUGAGAGACACACGCCGCGAGACAUGAGACUUACUUCGGGCAUCGGACUGUGCGUUUUUUAAUUCCACAUAUCACUCGUCCACUCAUCGCGCGUUUACUUUGCGUUGAAUCAUGUGUGAGAUUAGCGGGUGAUGAUCUUAUCGCGUCAUUUUCAAACGCGCACGCCGCCGAGAGUCGUCGAACGUGGUGUGAAGGCGAGAAUUCCCGGCUAAAUUGAAAUUAAUCCGUAGCUCAUCAUUUCGGGACGCUCUGGUAUCCCGCGAUCUACGACCUAAAGCCGUACUAAGAUCGAUCUGGAAGCCAAUUUGUUUUCCGAAGAAAACCUACCGAGACGUAUCAUCUGUUUCUUCAUGCAGAUCUGAAUGUUGAAAUUAAACGUAACUCAUAGCGAAUUUUUCUCCGACGAAUCACGCGACUCGUACGAUCAGAUCGCGCGAAAUAUGCCAGCGAGAUUUGUAGCAUUUGUAGACGCGGUGUCGGGGAGUUCCUCACCAAAUCGGUCUCACUUUCGGUCGCCGAGCUUAUUCCAGCAGCGCCGAUUCGCAGCGCGGAUCGGCAAAUCUCAGCGAUCACGGAGAAGCGCGAGGGGUGAAUCUUACACGGUAUCGCGACGAGUGCGAGUGAUUCUAGCGAGCCUCGUUGAGAAAACAUAGGGAAGGAAAAGCGAAAGAGAACAAGCGACUUGUAAAAGCCGGAGACGUUUGGAAGAAAUGGACGCGCAGGCUCGAAAUUGUCGUUGGAAUUGAUCCAGGAGAAUUUUCGUUUGUCGAGACGGGAACUAGGACCAUUAUAUUAGCGUAUUAUUCCUCUUCAGCUACGUUGAGGUGCGAGCGGUCAGUAUACGGUGAAAAAUUUCUGUAACGGCCCGCUGAAAUAUGAAAUAAAGUUACAAGAAUGUGAAAACAAAUUACUAUAUUAAUGAGCAAUUAUUGUUUUUCGAUAGUUUCUUCCGUGCGGGUUAACAUGGAAACAUGUUGAAAAGUACGCGAAAUAUAUGUUAAAAUAUAUAUUAAAUUAACACAUUCACUUCUUAACACGGUACUUUUUAACAGAUCCAUCUUGUUAGAGUAACAUAAAAAUUUCAACGGGCCGGUAUUUACGCAGAAUUUCUCAGUGUGCGCCGAUUCUUUUCGCGCACAGCCUAACCACGGCUCAUCGAGAUUAACGAGAGCGCUCAAGAACGACGUCGACAGCCGCUGAAGCAUUCUCGAUACGCGGUGCAUAUCGUUUUUCACUUUUAUAUAAAUAGGAAUCAGUAUUACACGCGACACACUCAGUCGAUUCGCAGGCGUGCACGGAACAACGACUGACGAUGAUGACGAAAAUGAUGACCGAGUUAUAAAGGCGAAAUACGGUUCGGGUGGUAUAAUUAUAAUCAUAAGACUGUCGCAGGGUGGUUGAAUGCCGGGACAAAUUUUUCACUCGCUUCGGCUUGUAGAAGCUAAUUGGUCAAGGAGUUAACGAUCCGUACAAACCGUAUAAACCGUCAAUGCGCAACACGUGCAACACGCAAUGAGGAGUUAGUCGGCAGGUUAAUUGCGACGUCAUGAGUGCAUUGUAAUUCUCAUUGUUACGAGUGACAUCGUUGAAACUUAUUUACAAGAUAUAUUCGCAACUGAUCAAAAGUCUCUUCGACGGCAAGUUCCUAGACUCUUUCAUUGAGGGUGGAGGGGGAUUGAUACUCAGGAUUCGACUAUAAGUACUGUCAGUCAAUGAGUAUUAUCAGUCAAUCAAAAUGCAGAAGCACUUGGCGACGAUUGGUAUUUGCCGCGGCGCGCUGAUUAGUUUACAAAAUAGCUGGUGUGGUUUAUAAACCUCGAUGAAAAACGACGAAGCCAAGCGAGAAGGAGUAACGCGAAACUCACGUGAGACCGAAUUUGAUUUUUGUCACAUUGCAAACAAAGUCACGCCGGAGAACGCUUCGCGUUUUAACGUUAUCAGUAUUAACGUCGACGCACGUCGAUGCGCUGCAGAAUGUUAUUAAUAUGCGAAAGCAUCACCACCGCUUUCGAUAAUCUCGGUAGAGCGUGGCUGGGAAAGACAGCUGGGUGCCGUAAGUUCCGCAGGCAGGAUUCGAUUUAGUUCAAGCCGUCUAUAUUUUCAUAGAGAUGAUGAACGCUACGCGAACAACAUAAAUUGUCGCCGUCGUCGUUCGAUCUUCGAUUCUUGAUCUCGCACGUAUCGCAGCAUCGGCGGAUUACGAUUUUAUUGUGUGUACUUUCUCCUUGAUUCGAGUUGGCAUACAUAUAAUUGUACAAUAAUUAAUUAUAAAGUUUUCACCGACGAAGGCUGAACGGCGUGUUUUUGUAAAUAAUGUAAUUUACCGAUCCGAAAAUUUACGCGUCUAUUAGCGGAGCGUAAUUUCUCAUUUAGAGUUAACCGUUAACGUUGAUUUUAGCGUUCUACUUAGUAAGAAAUGUAAAUCUCACCGUGAUAGAGCCAGCUGUGAGCGGAACCCGAAGCGUCGAGGUUCCGUCGCGGCCCUUUCGUUGCUGGAAAAGAGCGCGGAUUGUAUUUCGGAAUUACGAAAGGUAUCGAAACUACCAGCGGAUUUAGUAGUUUGCGCUCUUCCGCGGUUAACGUACAUUGUCGCGCUCAUUUACUCUCCAUCGCGGCUGGAAGUCACGCGCCGACCGACAAUGUCGCCAAGCGUAAUAAUGUCGAGGCCCAAGUGAGUCUCGCAUACUUCAAAAAGAGAAACGGAAAAGAAGAGGAAAGAGAAAAUGCCAAUCAAAACCCGAUCUUUUUUUAACACCUGCGGAGAGAGGAGGGGAACCAAAGAUACGUAUUCGUGCGAUGUUUUUUCAUAGGGGAGAAAUAAACAAGAUAAACAAACAUCAAGCAGUUGAACGAUACGUUAUUGUACAUCGCGUAAGACACACUUAUUAUUGAAGCACGCGAUGAGCUCAUUGUGGAAACACGGUGUCCCCGAUAAUCAUCGCGAUGUCCGUCGGACGACGCGAUAGGAUGAAACGAAUAAUAGCGCAACCCAGUAAACACGAAACAUCAGUUAUAUUACAUCCGUAUUGUAAUUUCCCAACAAUGUAAACGUAAUAUAACACGCGUGUAUUAUAUUGCAUUUAUAUGGUUGAGUGAGAUAUUGUAAUAAACAUGGAAAAAGUUUGGUUGAAUUUGCCAGACAGUGAACGAACCAAACGUGCUUUGGUUGAAGGAAACAGAAUUUCUGGUUAUAAUAGCUGAAUUUGGGUCACAUAAGUCCCGGAAAUGUUUUUCCCUUCAAUCAAAACGCGUUUGGUUUGUUCACUGUCUGGCAAAUUCAAUCAAACUUUUUCUCCAUAUAAAUGUAAUAAUAUAACUGAUGCCCCGUGUUUAUUGAGUAGGUUAAUUGGUUACGCGUUCAUUCGGUCACGUCAUUAAUCUCCGACGGAAGCGCGUUAUACCCCCAUCGAUUGACGUUGCGUAGCAUUAAUCCUAGAAGUCCACAUAUCCUGACACAAUCGCGCGAAACGCUGGGAUCCAGCUCAAUUACGCUCAAUUUCCCCCUUCAUCUUUUCCUUUCGCAUCGAACGAAGAAGCCGGGGAACGAAUUCGUCGAGCUCUCAGAAGAAUCUUAGGGCGGAGAAUAAUCAAAUUAGUACGUUUUUAUGUGAUCGACCGGGGACAUACGAUGUAUGUUCCGCGACACGAAAAAAUACCGAGGUCCGUUGGACGUCUAGGAUUAAGUCUAGAGUCCCUCCGUGUGUGGACAUUUAGAAUUAAGCUAGCCGAGAACUUAAGAGAUCGACGAUAAUGAGAAAGCGGGCAAAUCUCAAGAAAAAGAGUAAAAUGUGGGGAUAAAGAAAGCCACUGCAUUCUAUUCUUUGUCGGAUUAGCCCCGAUCUCCCUGUCUCUCUUUCUCCCUCUCUCUGUCUCUCCCUCUUACUCCUUCCGCAACCCCUUGAAAAAUCAAAGCGACAUGAAUACGUAAGAAGCCAAAGUUUCUUUAACUACAACGUAAGAUCCGUAUAGGCCUUAAAAAAUAUCUGACGCCGAUGCAUAAUGUAUUUGUAAAUGUCCAUUGUUUAUAAUGAUUGUGAAUAUUGUAACAAUGAGAGAGGAGCGUCGUCUCCGCAGUUACAUUGUUGCGUAUACAUAUAAAUAUUAUACUCGAAAACGCUAUUUAGAGUAACGUGGGGGCGAGAAUUAGAAACUUAAUAAAUGUCAUUUUGCGCUCUCUCACUUGAUCGAUGACGAUAACGACGACGAUAGCCAUGACA